AUGACAAGCUUUGAUAGCCAGUUCUUCAGUGUCCCCCAGGAGGAGAAGAAGAAGGAUUACUUGUGGGCCAUAGCAAAGCUUCUUGCCAUCUGGACACCUGAUGCGCGCCCGAAGGUUAUCGUCACUGAUAAGGAACUGGCAUUGAUGGGUGCGCUAGAUGAAGUGAUGGCUGGUUCGGCCAACAUACUGUGCACAUGGCACAUCAACAAAAAUGUCCUAGCCAAAUGCAAACGAAUGUUUUCCUCUGGAGAGGAGUGGGACGAGUUCAUUAGUCAGUGGAACUGCUUGAUAUCAUCGAGCAGUGUUGAUGAAUAUGAAAGGCAAUGGAAGAAAUUUUGCACUUCAAUUUCAGCAUCAGCCGAACGCUCUCGACUAUCUAUCGUCACGUGGCUAAUCCACAAAGAGCGGUUCAUCAAUGCGUGGACAUCAAAACACAUGCAUUUUGGCAAUACUUCAACAUCGCGCGUGGAGGGCUCCCACGCAUACAUAAAAAAGUUCUUGCAGACAUCGACAGGGGAUCUCCUAACAAUGUUUCUGGAAAAAUCUCCGUUCUCGCGCUGA
Plasmopara halstedii is the source of this 561-nucleotide messenger RNA. Its product is annotated as MULE transposase domain. Bases 1 to 561 code for a protein of 186 amino acids. The record is from RefSeq and is a predicted model, not a curated record. Lineage: Eukaryota; Oomycota; Peronosporomycetes; Peronosporales; Peronosporaceae. The transcript is spliced from 2 exons. Gene Ontology annotation, biological process: regulation of DNA-templated transcription.